This is a messenger RNA of Anastrepha obliqua, 2082 nucleotides long. RefSeq names its product bestrophin-4-like. Lineage: Eukaryota; Metazoa; Arthropoda; Insecta; Diptera; Tephritidae. Bases 92 to 1915 code for a protein of 607 amino acids. The transcript has 4 exons. The record is from RefSeq and is a predicted model, not a curated record. Gene Ontology annotation, molecular function: chloride channel activity.
UUUAACUAAGAGCUUGAAAUUGUAACGAGAGAAAAUAGUUUUGAAAUUUUCUUGAUUUAUUAAAAGGCGUGAAAUUUGACUUUGAGUUGCAAUGACGGUGUCUUAUCAGGCUCAAGUGGCAACUAGCAAUUUCAAUUGCUUCCUCAAGCUCUUAGCGCGCUGGCGUGGCAGUAUUUAUAAAAUUAUUUGGAUUGAUUUGGCUGUAUUCAUGGUCUUAUAUUAUUUUUUUGGCAUAAUGUACCGCUUCGUGAUGGGACCCGAACAAAAGCGCCUAUUUGAGCUCCUCAUCCACUACUGCCACAACUCGAGCACUCUCAUACCGCUUUCGUUUGUGCUCGGCUUUUACAUUGCCGUCGUCAUGCAACGCUGGUGGACUCAGUACAUCACUGUGCCGUGGCCUGAUCCGCUUGCCGUCUAUGUGAGCACACUCUUCGUGGGUCAAGAUGAACGUGGACGCAUGAUGCGUCGCACUGUAAUGCGUUAUGUCUGCCUGUGUCUCACCAUGAUCUUUAUGAUGGUGGCGCCUAGUGUGAAGAAACGUUUUCCCACUAUGGACUCUCUAGUCGAUGCUGGUUUAUUAACCGACAAUGAAAAAGAUGUACUAGUCGCCAUGGAUGAAAAAUCUCCGAAGCAUCGCAAGCAUUGGGUACCGCUCGUGUGGGCCGCCAGUAUUGUGUCGCGUGCGCGCAAAGAGGGACGCAUUCGUGAUGAUGUUGCUCUCAAGACUAUUUUCGAUCAGUUGGAUGCUUUUCGUAACAAGUGUGCCGUUAUUCUGCAUUUCGAUUCGGUGCCGAUACCACUGGUCUAUACGCAAGUGGUAGCAUUGACUGUGUACUCGUACUUUUUGGCGGCAUUAAUCGGUCAACAGUGGGUGCCCAAGGAGGUCGAUGCAGAUGGACAUUUCGAUUGGAUCGACUAUUAUGUGCCUAUUUUUACAAUGUUGCAAUUCUUCUUCUACAUGGGUUGGCUGAAAGUGGCGGAGUCGUUGCUAAAUCCAUUCGGUGAUGAUGAUGACGACUUUGAGGUAAACUGGAUGAUUGACCGUAAUUUGCAAGUUUCCUAUUUCAUUGUUGAUGAAAUGCAUCACGAACAUCCAGAGUUGGUAAAAGAUCAGUAUUGGGAUGAGGUUUUGCCUGGUGGACUGCCGUAUCCGGACGAUUUUCAGAGAGUUUCAACGAACUUCGCUGAUGUCGGAAAGUCGGAUGGUGCCGCUCACUUUGUUUGGAAACGACGAGACAACAUGGCCAUCAAUUCCAGUCUACACAGCAGCAUUUCGCGCAUCAAUUCAGCAAUGAAACGUUUGAUUAGCAAAGACGAUACACAAACCACCACCAUCAGCCCUACACAUCUCUCUACCAGCUCUAACUACAGCGAUGAUGAGGAACAAACCCAGCAUUCAACAUCUUCUUUUCACGAAAGGCAUGUAAUUACCAAUAAAUAUUCCGUUGCAGCACCACGUCCAGCGGCGAAAAUAUCUGAUCGCACCACAGAAACAGCAGAGUCGCGAAGUUCCCGUUUGGCAGUCGAUCAGCGGCGUACGCUUUCAAGCACUGCAAAAUCCAUCAGCUACGAGGAGGAUCACGAGGAGAGCAAAAUCGAGAAGGAUGAUUUUGAUUUGUUGCGUGAAGAGCGCGAGCGGCAGCGCCAGGAACGUCAACGUCAACGUAUUAUGCAAAAUGUUUAUACGGCCACAAGUGCUACUGCGGAUCUGUUGCCGGCAUUGAUAGCAUCGGGUUUGAAUUUAACAACGCCAUCAACACUAUCGAUAACUCUACAACCUACACAACAGCAGCAGAGUGAGCAUCGUAGCGGUACGUCGAAUGCAAAAAGUAGCAGUAGUUUGGUCGACAGCAAAACAGCCUCGAAGGUUGAGGCCAAGGAAAAGCGCGAUGAUGAAGACAAGCAGCAAAAAUGAGGUAUUCUCGCGUUAUGUUGAUGAAUUUGUUAUAAACUUCUGUUUUAUAUUUUAGUUCCAGUUAUUAUAACUUAUUUUAAAACUGUGCUGGUAUAUUUUUUUAAAUAAAUACUUACACAAGCUGUUUCUAGAGACGGGUCUAACUUUGACGUCGUCUUCAGCCACAA